Molecule: messenger RNA, 1774 nt
Organism: Panonychus citri (citrus red mite)
Lineage: Eukaryota; Metazoa; Arthropoda; Arachnida; Trombidiformes; Tetranychidae
Exons: 3
Coding region: 261-1727 (488 amino acids)
Biological process (GO): transmembrane transport
Cellular component (GO): membrane
Molecular function (GO): transmembrane transporter activity
Source: RefSeq, a predicted model, not a curated record
UAGAUACUAAAGGUUGGUAGAAAUUCAAAUGAUCAAUAUUGAUCAUAUUCACAAUUAAUUCUGAAGAAACGGAAACUUCCAUUAGUAAGAAUUAGGAGAAUUCAAUUCAUCUGAUUUACUUGUUCUCAUGAAAGUUUUUUUUUACUUCGACCCGAUGAAAAUUGUUCUUAAAUUAAUCAAAUGUGACGUUCUUUUUGUUUGAUUAAUUUGAAUCAACGAUCAAUUGAUUUUCUUAUAUUAUUCUUGGAUAUUAAUUAACCAUGGGUCGUGUUUCAAUCGUUGAUUUUAUCAAAUUGAUGAAAAUUGAUUUGAUUAUCAUGUUAUUUACCUUUGGUUAUGUGAUCCAAGGAGUAACAGUGACCCAACUAAUGGAGGAUAAAAUGUGUCUUAAUCAACUUAAUCGUGAUCAUGAUUAUUGUUCAGCUUUAACCAAAUCUCAUUACAAUGAAAGUUCAACUAAAUUAAUUUUAAGAACUGCAAAUCUAUUCAAAAAUUAUCAAUUCGUUAUUCUUAAUGGACCAGCGUUGAUUUUAUCAGUUUUUCUUGGUUAUUGGUUGGGUAAUUAUCCAAAUUAUAUUAGACUGAUGAUCACCUUGCCCUUAGGGUCUGCUUGUUGUACGAUGAUUAUCUUGUUGAUUAAUUCAUAUUUUUACACAAUUCAUUAUUGGUACAUUUUAUUGUCUUAUGUACCGUUAGCUUUGACCGGAGGAGUGGGAAUGGUUUACAGCGCUGCUUAUACUUACGUUUCCUGGUCAACUCCAAGCAAUUUAGUAAUCAUUAGAUUUGCAAUUAUUGAGUUUCUUGUUCAAAUUUCUCUUUCAAGUGGCACUUAUGCAGGAGGCUUUAUCCUUGACAGUAAUCCUUGGAUCAAGGGUCAGCCCAAAAACUACAUUGGUGUUUUCAUCUUAGGAUUAAUUAGUCAGAUUAUCGGUUUGAUCUAUGCAUCUACGGUGAAACUUGAUCAUAUUCCGGAAACUGAGGAUGAGAAAAAAUCUACAAAUUUCAUUGAUGUGAUUAAAGACGUUUUCUUAUUAUCAAGAUUGAAGCAAUUUGUGAAUAUUUUCAUGAAAAAACGACCCAAUCAUGGGAGAUUAUGGUUAAUCCUGUUACUCACUUCAGGAGCGAUUAGUGUCUCAUCAAUUUUGGGUGAAGACGGAAUCGCCUACCAAUUUGCUCAGCGUGUCUAUGGACUAACGGAAGAUCAAUACACUUCAAUAUUUUCCCUGGUCACUUUAGUACCUUCAUUUAUGACCUCAUUAGCACCUUCGUUUUUCAGAUCAUUAUUAGGUCUCUCUGAUUCGAUCAUUGGUAUUAUUGGAUCGCUUUCGAUGUUAUCAUUUUUCCUUAUUCGUGGCAUCAUCUUGAUUGUUCCCGGUUACAUUAUUGGCUUUUUAACCGGUUCCUUCAAUCGUCUACCAGCCUCAGCCGUUAGGUCACUUGUGACCACGAUUGUUGAUCCAACUGAAACGGCUCAAGUAUUCACGUUGUCCAUUGCCCUCGAAAGCUAUGGUACCCUUGGGUUUACCCUUUUAUACACUUCGGUGUUUAGUCUGACCAUUGACUCUGCCCCUGGAACCAUCAUGAUCUUAAUUGCUUGCAUCCAAUUAUAUCCAAUUAGUGUUUUCUUUGCAUCAUUAUUCAAACGAUCUCAAUGGAAAAUCAAACCAAAUGAUGAUCAAGGUAAAUGUAUUCUUCUUGAUGAAGAUGAUUUUAAUAACAACAAUUAAAUUAUCACAAUCAACAGAAAACAAUAAACUAGAUUAGUUUACCACAA